AUGUCCGAGAUGCGUCUUUGUGGCCAGUACCGCGACAGAGAGGCCCCCUGGGUGCCACCCGAAGUCGUGGACGCGACGGAGCGCUCAACCAAGUAUUCUUUAUCAUUGAAGGAACUUGAAAGCUGGGGAGACAAAGUCGAAGAAAGAAAACGCUGCGAGUGGGACGCGCGAUGGCUGACAUGCUGUUCCGACAUAGCCAUGCCGCCGCCCGUCAACGAUGAUGAGCGGCGCGACUUUGAAACAUUUGCGCCGCGGUACGGCCUUGGCGUGGCGAGACAACGGCUAUUGCUCCAGCUUCGCCAAGGAAUCCUAGGUAUUUUGUCCCAGUCCCCGACAAAAGGCGACGCCAUCGCGCGCACAAGACUGACAAGGCGGGCGGGCGAGCAGCGUGGGAGAAGCGGCACGCGCAUGAGUGGCCGCAUUGAAGAACUACAAGGCCGACCGUUCCACCGAUGCUAUUCCAGUAUCCCAUCUGGAGCAGCAAAGUUAGGAGCAGUUCUCUGUGAAGGUGCACGGUUCGUACCUGGUGGGUGUUCGUGCGAGGCCCGGACCAGACCUGUGCAACAUGGAAAUCAACUAGAAGCUAUUGGGUGCCCAGCGAAUAGGCAACAACAACUCAGCCGCAUUCGUGCCACCGUGAUUCCCAUCGCAGCGGCCGAGAAAGCCCACACUAAUAGCGCCGCCCGCUCGGCCAACGGCGGGCGAAGACAGUCCGUUUCCGCCGGAUCGUCGAGUGACUCAGGAGCCGACCAGGCUACGAGGACGUUCGCCACAGAUGGUGGAUUUACCGACUAG
This is a messenger RNA of Cordyceps militaris CM01, 795 nucleotides long. RefSeq lists its product as uncharacterized. The record is from RefSeq and is a predicted model, not a curated record. Lineage: Eukaryota; Fungi; Ascomycota; Sordariomycetes; Hypocreales; Cordycipitaceae. The coding region runs from base 1 to 795 and encodes 264 amino acids. The transcript is spliced from 5 exons.